Messenger RNA from Astrephomene gubernaculifera, 1210 nucleotides. NCBI's taxonomy places the organism in Eukaryota, Viridiplantae, Chlorophyta, Chlorophyceae, Chlamydomonadales, Astrephomenaceae. The record is from the annotation of a GenBank genome assembly.
GGCCUGCGGUAUUCGCGAUCAUACUGUAUAUGCUACUAAUUUAUUCUUUUGCUUACAACAGCUUUUACUUUUUGGUCAACAAGCAUGCCGUCGCACAAAUAGAGCCGGAUGUUCCCAGGCCUUGUCGGGACAAACACAUCAAAUCAUGUCCUGUUGCUUAUAAGAUAGAUGAGCUCCUAUGCGGAGCUGUACCAGCAGCAGGCGGGGCUGCCCGGAACAGAUGGACGACCUGGCUACACGGCAAUAUACCUCUCGCAGCAAGCGGAAUCUGCUGGACGGCGCCCAUCAUCAGUAGAACGGAUACGGAUUUUGCCAUCAGCAACAGAUGGGGCUACACGCCAGCAGCCUGCAGUGCCCUCACCUAGGCAUUACGACAGCCAUGCUGUCGUUACCGCCACCGCCACCACCUUGGCAGUGGAAGCGGAUGUGGGAAGACCGGUCAACGCUCGCUCACCGCAGCCUAUGAGGACUGGAGCGCCAGGCAACCGGUCUCCGUCUUUGUCACCUCCCCGACCGCGAAUGGACCCCAGCGUGUCAAGACCCGCCACCACCGUCCUGGCCCAGGCUACCGCCAUGCGCAUGGCCCGACUGCAACGCCUAGCGCAGCGGCAGCAGCAGGUACGGCAGCCACAGCCGGGACCCCCCUCCAUGCCAGCAGCAGCAGCCGGCGGCAGCAGCAGGCGGAGUGGCAGGCUGCUGUCUGCCGUACUGCAGCAGGCGCCACAUCUGUACGACAGACAACGGCUGUCGGCUGUGGAGCGGUUCAUUGAGAGGGUGGAUGCCCUACCCGCACGCUUUACGGAUGCACAGGUUGUCUACCUCAGCAAGAACUCGCUCACCAGCGUUGCGGGUCUGGCGCAGUUCCCUGGUCUGCGGGUGCUGGGGCUGGCGGACAACUUGCUGGCCGACCCAGACCAGCUGGAGGUGCUGGCGGGCGCGUGUCCGGGGCUGGAGGCGCUGUCGCUGGAGGGCAACCCGCUGGCGUACGUGCCGCACUACAGGUCCCGGGUGCUGCUGGCGCUGCCGGCCCUCAAGUCGCUGGACGGGCGGCCGGUGACUGAGGAGGAGCGCGCGGCGGCCCCCGGGGCGGUGGCGGCGGAGGAGGCGGUGAUGACGGUGCUGCUGCGCAACGCAUGUGAGGUGCACAAGAUGGCCAGUGUGGUCCAGCGCGCGCAGGUGCACCUGGAGCUGCUGCACGCCCUGCACAGCG